AUGUCAUAUUCAAAAAUAUUUUCAGAUUUACCUGAAUUAACAUAUGAUAUUAUAAAAUAUUUUAAGAAUGAUUUUUCAACUUUACAUUCAUGUAUAUUAGUUAACAGAUUAUGGUGUCGUUUAGCGAUUCCAUUAUUAUGGGAAAAUCCAUUUUCAAUUCCUAACAAAAAUUAUAACUUUAUUAUAAUUUAUUUACAUAACUUAAAUGGUGAUUUAAAAGCACAAUUAAGUAAAUAUAAAAUUGAUGAUAAAUUAUUUCCUUCAAAUACACUUUUUAAUUAUCCCACUUUUUUAAAAUAUUUGUAUACACAGAAAAUUAUUUCUUCUAUUAAAGAAUGGGCUAAAGAUGUUAAACUCGAAAAAAGCUCAAUACUUGGAUUUAAGAGAUUAAUUCACAUGUCAUUAUUUAAAAUAUUUAUUUUAAAUGAAGUAAAUAUACAUACUUUUGAUAUUCAGAUCAAUUUUUCCUAUAUAGAUGAUAUACUUGAAUUAAUGUUAAAAAACCCAGAUUUCUUUCAUAAUAUUAGAAAUUUAAAACUCGGUUGUAUUGAUGUCUUACUUAGCCAUGCUAAAAAUUUUGCACCUCAAAUGAUUAUUUUAUGUCAAAAUCUUAAAAAAAUUUCAUCAACUUGUAAUAGUUUUCCUAUAUAUCAAUCAUCAUUGUUAUCAAAAGAUUAUAAUCAUUCAUCAAAUACUUUAAAUACAAUCAUCUUAUAUUCCCUAAAUUUUAAAGUUAUAACCAAUUUAGACAAACUAUUUAAACAAUUGAAUGUUUUAGAAUCUGUUCAUAUCAUUUAUUGUAUUUUAAGUACUGAUUUUGUUCAAAAAAUAAUUAACUUAAUUAAACCAUUUAAGUUAAAAUCUAUAUUCUUAUAUAGAAAUAAUGAAUUACAAUUUAUUGAAUUAUUACAAUUAUUAUUACAAAAAUAUGGUGAUUAUUUGGAAAAUUUUGGGUUUGAAGUUGGUUUUAGUUCGUUUAUAUCUGAGGAGCAACAAUUACUUGAAUCAAUUAUAAAAUAUUGUAAAAAUAUUAAAUUUCUUGAUUUGACUGUAUUUAAUAGUCGGAUUAUUUAUCCUUUAUUCAAUUUAACUGAAAAUCUAAAACAAAAUCUUAAUCAUCUUUCUAUCAAAAUCUUUGCUAUUGAAUUUAGUUCAAUUAUAUUACAAAAUUUAGGUCAAUUACUUCCUCUUAAAUUAGAAUAUUUAAGUUUAACUCUUAUUAUUAAAUAUGAAGAUUUUGAAAUUUUCUUAAAAAAUUCUCAGAAUACUUAUAUUAAAAAAUUGUUAAUCAAUUAUAGUGAAGAUCAAGAUGAGGAAUGUCGUGAUACUCAUGAUAUUAUUUUAUUCUAUAUAAAAAAAUAUAUUAUGAAAAAGAAAAGAAUCAAAUAUUUGGCUAUUAUUAGUUCUAAUACUGAUUUAUCUUCAUUUAAAGAUGAAGUGAAAGAAUUUGAGUUAUAUAAUAUUAAAAUUCAAAAAUAUUAUGAUUUGUUUAUUAAUUCUAAAUUAAGAUAUGUAGAAGAAUUGGAAGGUUUUUAA
Molecule: messenger RNA, 1536 nt
Organism: Rhizophagus irregularis DAOM 181602=DAOM 197198
Lineage: Eukaryota; Fungi; Glomeromycota; Glomeromycetes; Glomerales; Glomeraceae
Source: RefSeq, a predicted model, not a curated record